Molecule: messenger RNA, 1302 nt
Organism: Halteromyces radiatus
Lineage: Eukaryota; Fungi; Mucoromycota; Mucoromycetes; Mucorales; Cunninghamellaceae
Product: Alpha/Beta hydrolase protein
Exons: 13
Coding region: 69-1178 (369 amino acids)
Source: RefSeq, a predicted model, not a curated record
CAUUUUGUCUUCCUUUACUUCUUUUUUUUUUUCUUUUUUCCUUUUUACUUAUCUUAUUCAAUAUUUUCAUGAGUUUACUGAAAAAGGCGAUUGUAUUAUCAACUUCUUUAGUCGCGUUAUAUGUGGCAAUAGUGAUUGGUCUAUGUUUCGAAACCCCUCAAACAUUAAUGAUAUACCUUCACUGGCUUCAAGCUCCUCUUUAUGCAAAAUUUGAUACACCAGAAUAUUAUGGUUUUGCACAUAAUGCUAUUAGGAAUAUUCAAAUCAAAACAGAGGACAAUAUUACUCUUGGAGCCUGGCAUAUUCUACCUAGUGAAUAUCAUAUUGAACAGAAAUUGAAUAUUAUGGAUCAAGUGACAAAUGAUAUAUUUGAUCAAGCUUUGAUGGAUGUCAAAUAUGAUACUGUUAUAUAUUUCCAUGGAAAUGCAAUGAAUCGCGUAGCUCCUUGGCGAAUUGAUUUAUAUAAGAAUCUUCGAAUGAAAUUUCCUAAACUCAAUAUCUUGGCUUUGGAUUAUCGUGGCUUUGGAGACUCAGAAGGAUCGCCUUCAGAAUAUGGUCUUCAACUAGAUGCUCAGGCAACAUAUAACUGGUUACUCUCUAAAAAAGUUUCACAUGAUCGAAUUAGUCUUAUUGGACAUUCUUUAGGUACUGGUGUUGCAACUACUCUGGCUCAUGAUCUUUCAAGAAAAGGAACACCUCCUAAGACUUUAAUUCUUCAAGCACCAUAUACGAGUUUAUCUCAUCUUGUUUUUGAAUACCGUCUAUUGGAAUACAUACCUAUUUUAGGACCUUUGAAAUGGAGCUCUUUUGCAAAAGAGCUGAUGUUAUCAAGAUUAAAUCAUCGUUUUGAUUCUUUAUCCCGUAUAUCGAAAGUGAGUUGUCCAAUUUUGAUUGUUGUUGGUCAACAUGAUAUUGAAAUUCCUGUCGAUCAUUCAACACAAUUAUUUUAUGAGGCUUUGAUUGGAAAAGAUGAUGAUUGGCUAACGAAGAAAAAAAAUGAAAUUCAAGUAUAUGAAAUCAAAAAUGAAGCAAAGGUUUAUAUUAAGAAAUCAAGUGACAAAUCAUCAUCUUUGGUGGAAUUAGUUUAUCUGGAACAUGCCAAUCAUAAUAAUCUUGGUUAUUUUGAUUAUUUAUACACUGCCAUUGGUGAUGUUACUCAUUGGACAUCAAAUAUGUAGUUUUUUGUUUUAAAUAGAUUAGAUUGGUUGAACUAAAAGGGGUUCGGAAUAUCAAAUAAAUUUUUUUUUCUUUUUUUUCGUUAUACAAAAGUGAUAGAUUUUGAUUCGAAACCUUAUUUUUUUU